Messenger RNA from Teleopsis dalmanni, 2199 nucleotides. RefSeq names its product myotubularin-related protein 9. Lineage: Eukaryota; Metazoa; Arthropoda; Insecta; Diptera; Diopsidae. The coding region runs from base 377 to 2071 and encodes 564 amino acids. The transcript is spliced from 8 exons. Gene Ontology annotation, biological process: negative regulation of autophagy. The record is from RefSeq and is a predicted model, not a curated record.
AUGAUAAUACAAUUAUUUAUAUUCCAUUAAGUGCUGUGUUGAAUAAAAUAAAAAACUAAAUGGAAGAUGUUUUGCAAAGUUGUUAGUAUUUAAGCUGCCAAUUAAGAACUCAAAGUCAACUAAGAGGUUUGCGGUUAACUACACGACCCACCGCCCACAGUGCACCCUUGGAGUAUAAUAAAAAUGGGAAAAAAAGUUAUUAAUAAUUAAAAACAAAAUUAAAAGAGUGGCAACUAAGAGCAGCGCUACACAGCUAAUUGCCUGUGUGCGCCAAUUUGUUCCGCUCGAUUUCUUGUCAACUGAGUGGGUGGCGGUGAACAAACAGAAGUGAAAAAAAUUCAGUUGACCUGUUAAAUUCGUUGAAGUGGAAAUUGACAUGGAAUUUGCAGAUCUGAUUAAAACACCAAAAUUGGAUGGUGUGUUCUUACAUGACCAUACGCAUGCAACAGUCGAAGGUACGCUUUGUAUAACCGGUCAUCAUUUGUUACUCAGUGCGAGGCAGGAAAACAGUCAAGAACUAUGGUUACUGCAUAAAAAUAUCGACUGCGUUGAAAAAAAACCUUUUGUAGUACAAAACAUAAUAAUAGGUGGCCUUAUCACCUUAAAGUGCAAAGAUUUACGCAUUAUUUCUUUGGAAAUAAAAUUUGCUAAAGAAUAUUACAAUGUGGCGGCAUCGCUGGAGGCACUCUCUGCAUUGCACAACGCCGAAAUGGAGUACCCUUUCUUCUAUAGACCAAUGUACGCGAUAUUAGAAGAUGGUUAUACUAUGUUCAGACCGGAACUAGAGUUUGCCAAACUAAUAUCCGUCAACAAUGCCAAUAAUACAAAUGGCAUUGACAACGGUGGCUGUGAGUGGCGUAUUUCCAAUGUCAACAAAGACUUCAGUGUUUGCAAAAGUUAUGGCAUGACACUGAUUGUACCAAAAUCAAUUACCGACGAACAAAUAGUGCAAUCAUCUAUGUUCAGAGAUGGCGGACGAUUUCCUGUGCUUAGCUACAGACAUGACAAUGGGGCCACUCUGAUGCGUAGUGCUCAACCAAUUUCAAUACAGGGAAUAAAACGUUGUCGAGCUGAUGAAGCAAUUUUAAAUGUAGUUUUAGGACGUAGUAAAAAAGGUUUUAUAGUAGAUACUUGGGGAAAAGGAAAAUCAAAUACCGAAACCGAUCAACAUUAUUCACAAUGGAAGAAGGUAAAUCGAGCCAUCGGUAAUGUGUCUUCACCUUCAGCAAUAUUAGAUAGUUUUGUUAAAUUAAUAGAAGCUUGUAAUGAUGUAAAUUGCUCACCGGAUAAAUGGUUAUCACGCCUUGAAAGUAGUGGUUGGUUAACUUUGGUGUUAAACUCAUUGAAUGCCGCUUGUGUUGUUGCACAAUGUCUGGACCAAGAGGGUAGCCCUGUACUGGUACACGGUGCCAAAGGUUUUGAUUCAACAUUAAUUGUAACAUCAUUAGUACAAAUUAUACUAAAUCCUGACUGCCGUACUGUAAGAGGCCUGCAAGCACUAAUAGAACGUGAAUGGAUACAAGCUGGUCAUCCGUUUGCUUCAAGACAUCGGUAUUCCUGCUACACACCACAGCAGAAUCGACCUAAAAAUUCUGGUGCUACAUUUACGCUUUUCCUAGACUGCAUCUAUCAAUUGUAUAUGCAGUUUCCAUGCAGUUUUGAGUUCAGUACGCAAAUGUUAAUACUGCUCUUCGAACAUAGUUACUUCUCACAAUAUGGAACAUUUCUAUGUGAUUCGGAGAAGGAAAGAUUUGAAUUGCGUGUCAAUGCACGUACUACAAGCUUAUGGUCGUAUCUGAAUAGACCUGAUGUGCUCAAAAACCUGUUGAACCCACUUUAUGAACCUAAUUCAAAUGUAAUAUGGCCUUCAGUAGCACCGAUUAGUCUGGAACUAUGGAAUGAAUUGUACUUGCGUUGGAUUGUUGAUCAGAAACACAGCUCCACUGCAAUUGCACAAAUACAAGAUUUGGUGACAUUGGAAAAGGAGUUGCGCACAAAGGCACUUAAACUACGCAAACAUGUUACCGACUUAAGCAAUGAAAUUCUAGAGCUUAUGAAUGUUGAAUCCUAAACUUGGUCAAACUAUUUCUAAGAGAGUUGACAUCUUUAACGCUUUUCUACUCCAAUACUACGCCGUCACAUUCUUUGUGUAAUAUUUAAUAUUUUUUAAUGUAUUGAAAUAUGUGUGUUUUUAAUUAU